AUGGAUGAAAUCAAAGACUAUCUCUGGGAGCACUUUAAGGCUCUUAAGCCCUCCUUUUUCUCUAAGAAGCCGCACUUUAACUUCAUAUCUACUCACUACUUCUACAUCUUGGCACUCUCCAUCAUUGGGUCCAUACUGAUCUUUGCUGGUGGCCGGGGGAACUUGGCCUAUAUAGACGCGCUCGUCUUUGCUAGUGGCGCCAAUACUCAGGCCGGUCUCAACACAGUGGAUGUAAAUCUACUGAACACCUUUCAACAAAUAUGCAUCUUCCUCUUUCCCAUGCUGGCGAACCCCAUCACAAUCAACUCGUUUGUCGUCUUUCUCCGCCUAUACUGGUUCGAGAAACGCUUUCAGAAUAUAGCACGAGAAGCCCGUCAGAGAAGAGGCACCAUUUCCAAGUCAAAGUCCAAAGCCAAGGGCGACAUCAAUCGACUAGAGACAGGCGUCAACGGCCGCAACAUCACGGUUAUGCACGACGGCACGAGGUCUAGAAUCACUAAUGACGGCAUUCUACUUGACCCUGUUACCGCCAAGGAAAAUGCCCUCAGGGAGAAUGGCCGAAAAGACGAACACGAAAAUGGAAUACCGCCCGAUCAAGAAGACAUUGACCCGAAAAAUACGCUCGUCCCUACCGAGAGUCGCCGCACAGAGAUCAAGUUUGCUAAUACCGUCAAGCGGAGCGAUGGUGUUCGAGACGACAUGAAGAUUCCGCAGCAACGGUCCGACGAGGAGCACAUCGCGAUUCUCGAACAGAUGCCGAAAGAGGCAUCAGGCCAGAACGUGUACAUGAAGACGACGAUGAAGAAGUCGAGGCAAUGUCAAUGA
Molecule: messenger RNA, 825 nt
Organism: Phaeoacremonium minimum UCRPA7
Lineage: Eukaryota; Fungi; Ascomycota; Sordariomycetes; Togniniales; Togniniaceae
Product: putative trk family potassium uptake protein
Exons: 3
Coding region: 1-825 (274 amino acids)
Biological process (GO): potassium ion import across plasma membrane; intracellular potassium ion homeostasis
Cellular component (GO): plasma membrane
Molecular function (GO): high-affinity potassium ion transmembrane transporter activity
Source: RefSeq, a predicted model, not a curated record